AUGCAUUGCAAGAAAAUAGAAAAUGGACACGCAGACGCGCUAAAUUACAGACCAGAUUAUAAAUUAGAAGAGAAGACUAUCAAGCCAGCUAUUUUAAAAUAG
Molecule: messenger RNA, 102 nt
Organism: Aspergillus niger
Lineage: Eukaryota; Fungi; Ascomycota; Eurotiomycetes; Eurotiales; Aspergillaceae
Exons: 1
Coding region: 1-102 (33 amino acids)
Source: RefSeq, a predicted model, not a curated record